Lobosporangium transversale is the source of this 2760-nucleotide messenger RNA. RefSeq names its product origin recognition complex subunit 3 N-terminus-domain-containing protein. The transcript has 11 exons. The record is from RefSeq and is a predicted model, not a curated record. Lineage: Eukaryota; Fungi; Mortierellomycota; Mortierellomycetes; Mortierellales; Mortierellaceae. Gene Ontology annotation, biological process: DNA replication initiation; DNA replication. Gene Ontology annotation, molecular function: DNA replication origin binding. Gene Ontology annotation, cellular component: DNA replication preinitiation complex; nuclear pre-replicative complex; nuclear origin of replication recognition complex. The coding region runs from base 159 to 2720 and encodes 853 amino acids.
GAGACUUGUAAUAUUAGAGAACACAAGAUAAUAUUAUUAUAUAAAACAAGUAACGCCACCAACAUUUAGAUGCUGUUUACAACAAACGUGUACUGCACUUAGGGCAUUUGAAGUCUCUUACAACUAAACUUGUUGACAAACAGAGACCAUCAAAACAUAUGGAUGAAUUCGAUUCACUUACUGAGGCUGUAUUCUUGGUCAUGCCCAGGGCUGAAGCUGUAGUAAACAGAAUCAAAAGAAAAGGCAAAAGAGGCAGUUUGUUAACCGGAGGAGAUCACUUCAAGUUCGAUGGAUUCCAGCAACUUACAGAUGUCAAUGAGCCUUGGGAAGCAACUGAAAUCCGCCAUGCACUGUUCAAUAAGGAAUGGAGUCUGAUCUCUUCACGCAUUGAGAAUGUCAUGCUGAGCAUGAAUACCAUGGUGCUGUCCGCCAUCUAUGACUUUGUUGAGAAGGCUUACACUCAGAAAAUGACAAGAACUGUCAUGCCAAUCCAGGAACUUCCGACAGGACUAAUAUUUGCAGGAAUCAAUAUUCCGGACCACGACUUGUUAUUUCAACAGCUUGCACAGAUAUUAGCCGCACCAACCUCUCCAAUGAUUGACACAGAAUUGUCCUUGGAUAUACCAAUGGAGACAACUCAGAAAAACGUUAACAACAAAGUCGUUAUCCUACAAUCUAAAGACUGCAUAAAUCUGAAAGCAGCAUUGAAGUCAAUGAUUCAACAGUUUUUAGGAUUAAACAUGGAUGGAGCCAUCAACUCACUUGAGAGUGGGUUAAAACUACAAAAUCACGAUAUGUUUGUUUUGGAGCAAUGGUACCGGUCUCUUUGUACCCCCCAAGAGGAGAAAGUUGCAAAUCAGCAGAGGCAGCCGACUCUUGUGGUCAUUAUUCAAGACUUUGAGAGCUUUGAUCAAGAUACGCUACAGGAUCUGGUUACAAUAUGUAGCAAUUAUCAGGAUCGAAUCCCGUUUGUCUUUUUAAUGGGGUUAGCUACUUCGAUAGAUGCAUUACAUCAAGGUCUCCCGAAAUCUGUCCUGAGCUUAAUGCAGACAAGAAAGUUUCAGAUGCAGCAGUCAUCAGAGUGUCUUACAGCCAUCAUCGAAGAUCUCUUCAUGCAUGGAAAUGUGAGUGUUAUGAUCGGACCUUUGCCAAUGAAACAGCUUAUUGACCAAUUCAUGCAUUACAAUUUCUCAGUGAGCGGAUUCGUUGCCAAUUUAAAGUACAUUGUCAUGCAUCAUUUCUAUGCCAAUCCAUUAAGUAUACUUUGCGAUCGUGCGCUUUCGUCUCAGAGUAGGGCACUGGAACUGCUGGAAGUAGGGCAUUAUGACCAUAUUCGGAUGCUUCCUUCGUUUCAACGCUAUGUCGAAUCAAAAGUAGAAGUGGAUCCUCAAGAGGGAGAAAUGCUAUUGCUAGAUAAUGAGUUUUUGAAGCUUCAGAUCCCUGAUAUGGUUAGAGAUCUCCAGGAGUAUCAUAGGAACUUUGCGUUAGUAUUUGAAUUCCUAUGGUUUCUUCAGGCACGAUUCACGAUUGCUAUUCUCAAAAAAUCGAAGCGUGCGCUCUAUUUCAUGGCGCUUGAGGGCACUCUGACAGACUCUACUAGUAUUUCUUUCCUUCUGAACCUUGUUAGGAAAAUGAACUCCAAUGAGAUGAUGAUUUUUAUCGAGGAUUGUUUACAGUUCUUUAAAAAGUCGUCUCGCUGUCGCCCCAAGGCAUCGGUAGAGGAGGGAAAUAUCAUGGAUAAGGAAUUAUUGAUUCUUCAGAACAUAAGGGAUCGUAUGGUGGAGCUUCUGGGUGAUAUCAGCGAUGAUUCUGUGACCAGUAGCAGCGACGUCGAGGAUGGUGACCAAGAGAUGAAGGAGGGGGACGAUACCGAACAAAAUGAGGAAGCAACCCAAAUGAAAGAUUCAGAUCGAUGGGCGUUAGCUAACGGAGGGACCAGUAAAAGGGUACUCAAUAGACAAGAAACCGCAGGCGCACCAAUAUUUAUCAAGAAACGAAAAUUGGUCAGCGUAAAGGCAAACGUAGCAGAAGGCCGACAGACGCGAAUCGCCAAAAAGACAAGAGAAACAGUUAGAAUCCCUAAAGGUGCCUUAGGCACGUACACAGUGCUUGUCACUGAAGUCGUUGAUCUAUUUGAAAGGCUUUUCAAAACAUAUUUAAGCCAUCAUAGCAUCAUGCCUCUUCAUGAAGUUUUUUAUUAUUCGCAAAUCAAGAUCCAGCAAAAGGCAUUUUUGCCACAACCACGAGUUUCGAUCCAGACAGCGCUUGGGCAACCCGAGUUGUACCUUAACUGCAAGUGCUGCCAAGUACCUUCGAACACUGCUGCAUUCAUUUCACCGGCAGAAAUGGUUUUAUCUACACAGCAUGACACUUGCAUCCUUUACAAGUUGUAUGUCGAGUGUGGGCGUAUGAUCAACAUGUAUGAUUGGUUUACGGCCUUUGGCAUGAUUCUUGAACGGGGUACUCAAUCUGACAACCAACAGGAUAGGUCAAUGAGUAAUGGGGAUGAAAGUAAUACAUUGGCUCAUAAACGAUCCAAGAAGCGAGGGAAGGUGUCUAUGGCUGCCAAGAGCAAAUCUUUAAAGGAGCAAAACCUGGACCAGAAGGAGGUUCAAGCACGGUUUAUUAGUGGGGUGGCCGAACUGCAGUUUAUGGGUUUUAUCAAGCCAACGAAUCGCAAGACAGAUCACGUUCAAAGGUUGACUUGGGGUAAUAUUUAGUCUAUCAAAAUCUAAUCCUGUGAAUUAUGUUAUAGAGGGC